Molecule: messenger RNA, 794 nt
Organism: Gasterosteus aculeatus aculeatus (three-spined stickleback)
Lineage: Eukaryota; Metazoa; Chordata; Actinopteri; Perciformes; Gasterosteidae
Source: RefSeq, a predicted model, not a curated record
AGGUCUUGGCAUCCAAUAUGGCCCACGGGCACCAGAAGUUCCAGUCCCAGCAGAAGAAUCCCAAAAAGCAGGCAGACAUCAAGAAGAGCAAAGGCCAUGACCAGAAGGCAGCGGCUCUGGCUGCUUUAGUAUACACAUGUACUCUGUGUCGGGGAUGUGCUGAGACACAAAUGCCCAAACCAAAGACCUUUAAGCAGCACUUCGAAAGCAGACAUCCAAAGUUCUCAAUGCCCCCAGAGUUAGUCAGUGUGGAGGCGUAAUGGAUACAACUCUCCUUCAAUAAGGCCAUUGGAGCUUCCACAUUAUGCAAUGUUUUAGUUUCUCUAUCUUAAGCACUAAUUAAAUUGCUCUUCAUGCUGACUAUUCAGUUUUUGAUGCAUGAGUGUCAAAUGCAGGGUUGUUACAGUAACUGGCUUCCUGUGUUUUUUGUUUUUUACAAAAUUUGAUUUUUAGAACAUACAGAAUUUGAUGUGGGACCAGCACGGAGGGUAGACACAGCAGACUGCUAAAUAUGUCUUAUGAAAUAUGUCUAUGUUCAUGUUCAAGUUGGACCGGAGGGCACUGCAUUUCCACUUGUAUAAGAAACCAUGCAUGACCCCUUUUAUUUUAUACUGGUUUCUUCUUCCUGGCAUGCUGGGAAUUUCAUUUACACAAAUUAACUGGUGAUUAACCUCAGACAUUGUUUCGUUGUGCAAAUGUCUGACAAUAUCCAUAUUUUUACUUUUGUAAUAAUAAUUUCUUCAUCCACACAAUGUUAUAUACAGCGUAUUAAUAAAAUUGAAUUGUUAGGUUAC